This is a messenger RNA of Fopius arisanus, 1457 nucleotides long. Its product is annotated as ribosomal RNA-processing protein 8. Gene Ontology annotation, cellular component: nucleolus; chromatin silencing complex; rDNA heterochromatin. Gene Ontology annotation, molecular function: methyltransferase activity. The transcript has 4 exons. The coding region runs from base 105 to 1409 and encodes 434 amino acids. Gene Ontology annotation, biological process: cellular response to glucose starvation; rDNA heterochromatin formation; regulation of transcription by glucose. The record is from RefSeq and is a predicted model, not a curated record. NCBI's taxonomy places the organism in Eukaryota, Metazoa, Arthropoda, Insecta, Hymenoptera, Braconidae.
UUCUUGGGGUCACACUAACCCGGGCCAAUUCCGAGAGUCCAAAACAUCAAAUUUAUAAAUAAAUAAACUAUUAAUUGAUUUUUAUAGUUUCCUGUAAUUGUUAAAUGAUUUCCCUUGCUAAUAGCAGUUGGGAGAGAAGUGAAGUGGGUGAUAAUCUCAGUAAACAAUUGUUUACAAAGGGAAAUUCCCAAAAAAAAAAGAAUCGUGACCGGAAAAAAUGUAAAACUGAAAAAUCUCCGAAGAAAAAAGGACCAAACACAUCUGAGCCGACGAAGGACCCGAUUCGCUCGCUCAAAAAAAAUCUGAAGACCAUCAAAGAAAAAUUGAUAUCAAAAACUGACCAAAACAUUCAUUCCACGACAAAAUCCCAUAGAAAAAAUCCUCUAGAAUCCAAAAAACAAGCCACGCCUAAUAAACAAUUCAUCAAGUCUCUCCGACAGAAAUCAUUGAGUCUAAAACUCAGUGACAGCCCCAAAUCUCAAAAAUCCAAGUUUUCUCAGGAUGAAAAUUGCCAAAAAUCCUCAAAAUCUCCAAAAAACCGAAAUCAAAAACGGAACAAAAACAGACAGAAUGACCAGCAAACGAAUGUUUCAAACCAGAAUUUAAGUAAAAAAUUGAAGCCACAAAAUAAGCAACAACUAAAACGUAAGAUUGUUAAAUUAAAUCUCAAAGAGAAAACAAGCAUCAAUAUCAUUAAAUUAGGACACAUGCUGGAUUUAAAAAAUAAAGAAGUGGUCGAUAAAUCCCAGAGUUUGAGAGAGAGAAUGGUUUCCCAGUUAAGAGCCUCGAGAUUUCGAUUUCUGAAUGAAGAGCUCUACAAGAAUGACUCGACAAUCUCCAAACAGUUGUUUAAGGAUGAUCCAGAGGCUUUCAAGGCCUAUCAUGACGGAUACAAGCAACAGGUGAAUCAGUGGCCAGUGAAUCCCCUCGAUGUCAUCAUUACUGCAGUUAAAAAAAUGCCCAAGGACUGGAUUAUUGCUGAUUUUGGAUGCGGAGAGGCCCGACUCGCAGCUUCUGUCAUUCAGAAAGUCCACUCGAUCGAUUUUGUAGCAAUAAAUGAUAAAGUAACAGCUUGUGAUAUGGCACACACUCCUCUUCUUAUCAGUGGAGUCAACGUUGUAGUAUUUUGUUUGUCCCUAAUGGGAACUAAUCUCAAUGAUUAUCUCCGCGAGGCGAAUCGAGUGCUGAAGAAAGAUGGAAUUUUGAAGAUUGCCGAGGUCGAGAGUCGAUUCGACAACAUCGACGAGUUUAUAACUUUAUUAGCGAGCUUUGGAUUCAAAAAUAAGUGGAAGGACUUGUCCCACAAUUUAUUCUACUUCAUGGACUUCAAAAAAAUAUCGGACGUCAUCGUGAAGAAUCAGAAAUUACCACAAUUAACGUUGAAGCCUUGUUUGUACAAGAAGAGAUGAUUAAAAUAAAUAAAAUCUUAAAAAUAUGCAAUAAAAAAUCGUAAUUAC